CGGCCCGAGGCCCGCUCGCAGGCUGGGGGGGGGGGCGGCGACCGGGGCUUUCUCACGGGCCUCCCGCGGCUGGCGCAAUGGCGACGGCGCGGUGGAUGUUCGCGGACGCGGGGGUGCGAUGUAUAUACCACGUCGUCUGGUCGGCCAUGGAGUCAGGGAAAUCGGCGAAGGAGAGGCCGCCGGGCGGGCCUCUGGGCGGGCCGCCGAGGACCGCCGAAGGUCUUGAGCCGGAGCUUGGCGCGGAGGAACCCGCUGCGGUGGAGCAGGCUCGGCAGCCUGCAGGACGCCAUCGCCGCGCUGGAGGAGAGGCCGCCGCCCUGGCGCCCGGGCGGCCGUCGCGCCCGGUGCGCCUAAGUGUGGGACGAGGGCGGCGCGCGCCGCGAGCUGCUCAGCUGCGCCAGCCGUGGAGGAGGCGGUCGCGCAGCUGAGGGGCCGCUGCACGGGCGCUCCUGCUGCAGGUGCCGGGGUGGCCGGCGCGGGCGGGGGCGCGGCCGCGCCGGAGGGCCGCCCGUCGGCUGCGGGCCCGCCCUUCCGCUGCGAGGACCGGGCGAAGAUCCCGGAGGAGCUGCUCCAGGGGCCAUUCCAGGAGAGCUCGAGCUCUCCGAGGACGUCUAUUCGACGGCGUACCUCAUAGCUAGGAAUGCCACGGAAGACAUGUACAGCAUUUGGCCCUGGGCGAACCGACAGGUGAUCGUCGUCUGGCUGUACAUGAUCUUCAUCGUGGGUUCCCAGCUGUUUGCGAUCGCAGCGAUCACAUUGUGGUACCCGCUCAGCGUGCAGACCGAGCGUGCUAUUGUGGACUGCGGCAACGCGACAUCGCUGGCACCGCUGUUGGCGAGGGGGUUUAGAGAUGCAGCAACAGGAAACGAAUGCAGGCGUGCUGGAGAAAUCGCUUUCUGGACAGACCUGCAUGGCAGGCAGGUCGCCUACUAUUCGUUGGAGAUGACGACGCCGUUCCACAGGGCCGUUCUCAUGAAGGGGGACUGCAUGGUGCAUAUACUUCGCUUGGUAUGCUGCGCUUGGGUGUUCUCUCAAAUUUAUUUUCAGCAUUUUGUUCCAGUUCAAUCUCUCAUUGAGUACCACGACUUCAGUCGAUGGUUCUUACCGUUGAAAGGGGCGGAAACGCGAAACAACUGGGCGGUGUGCGUAGCCUUCAUUCAGUAUUCCAUCGUGCUAAUUGACUUGACUGUGUCGUUUGUUGUCAUUUGGAGAACCUUUUGACAUCGUGAUGAAUUCCAUGGCCUUCACUUUUAUCGCAGAAGUUGGGAGGCUCUUCAACACACCCCUCGUCCAGCAGAUGGCCUCCACCAAGAUCAACGGAUGCGCCUAUGGCGACGUGUUCUAUCUGUACCCUGUCUACGCGGAGUCAAAUGCUGUGCAAGAGGAUGGGACCUACACCGACGAGGGGUGGUACAUAUUGCAGGACGAGGAGAGAAGGCCGGGAUGCUCUCCGACUACAAGGUAAGGCACAACCCCUGCGUGUACCCUCGCCGCUCGGAGACCUUGGUGUCGGUCCUGUCUUGGGCGCUCGCGGUGGUGCCCGCUCUGGUGACGCUGCUGGCUGCGGCGUACUCGCGUCUGACAGAGCCAGCACGGCAAGGAAUGCUGCCAUAGCGCAGCAAAAGAAGUCCUCCCGCUGCUGCUGCUGCUGCUGCUGCUGCUGCUGCUGCUGCUUCUCCUUGCCUUCCUCAUGCUGACUCCCCCCCUCCUCCUCCUCCUCCUCCUCCUCC
Messenger RNA from Prorocentrum cordatum, 1730 nucleotides. The record is from the annotation of a GenBank genome assembly. Lineage: Eukaryota; Dinophyceae; Prorocentrales; Prorocentraceae.